GAGUGGUCUUCUACUGUUGAUGAAGGAACAGGAGCUCUUGUUUCCGAGACGAGGAGUAAAGCAAGACGAGGAGUAGGACCACUUGCAGCGGCUAGAAGAGCAGAAGAUCAUUCGUCUAGGAAACCACCGGCAGCAGUGAUAUCUUCAGCUAGCGGCAGCGCAAGUUCAGAGGUGGAGGAAGAGCGCGCAUCAGAUGGUGCCGAUAUUCGUAUGCACACUAGCGAAGAUUCGAUUAUACCCCCGAAAGUUGAAGACGACGCGGAUGGGGAAAGCCAAGAAGGAAGCAGUAUUCUAACCUCUUGUACAGCGAGCAAUGACGAGGGGGGAACGCCAUCGACAUCGUCUGAAUCGAGAGGGGCGACAUCCACGACGUCAGGCGCGGAAAUAGUCAGUUUUAGUGUCGAAGACAUUGAAGGGGUUGACGUGUGGGAGCUGACGCGAGAUUCACCUGUCUUUUCACCGGUAGACGGACUCUGUAUUGGCGUUUUAGGUAGAAAAAGCCGAGUUAGCAUUCUUUCGUCGCGAGCUCACGGUGCCCUUGACGCAGCAGUCCCGGAUCGAGAAGAGAAGGUGAAAAUUCGUGUACUAACGGCUUUGCAGCCGGUGCAGGAGGGCAGUCUGUUAUCAUCUCCAAAAAGUUCAGCGACGGCAGAGUGUCUUAACUGGAGUCGUGAUCCCCAGUCGACCGUCCGCGGUCGCGAGCAAGUCGGCAUACCAGCAUCCCGUAGCAGCAAGACUCCACUACUAGAAGGAGGGGGAGGCACACUCAGCCCAGCGGCUACGCCUUUCGUACCCCAAAGCACUCGAGGCUCAUACCAUCCGCAUACAGUUUCACGACAUCAGAGCGCGAUAGACAACACGAACACAAGUAGUUACAUCUCUUCUAUGCAACUGCAUCUGCAAGGGCACACACCAAUAC
Amoebophrya sp. A25 is the source of this 919-nucleotide messenger RNA. NCBI's taxonomy places the organism in Eukaryota, Dinophyceae, Syndiniales, Amoebophryaceae. The record is from the annotation of a GenBank genome assembly.